This is a messenger RNA of Arachis stenosperma, 1399 nucleotides long. RefSeq names its product 1-aminocyclopropane-1-carboxylate oxidase homolog 1-like. Lineage: Eukaryota; Viridiplantae; Streptophyta; Magnoliopsida; Fabales; Fabaceae. The transcript has 3 exons. Bases 73 to 1185 code for a protein of 370 amino acids. The record is from RefSeq and is a predicted model, not a curated record.
ACUUGAUGCAGAGGCCAGAGAGAGAUAAAGGUCAAUCUUAACACUCAUCACCGUCACAGUGUCACAAACACAAUGAUUGUCACCGGGGCCGGAAAUCCCGCAAUCAACGAUCGCUUGAGACAAUUGAAGGCUUUUGAUGAAUCCAAAGCCGGAGUCAAAGGCCUCGUUGACUCCGGCAUCACCAAACUUCCACAAAUCUUCAUUCGCCCCCCGGAAGAGCUAACCGCCGGCGAUCCAUCUCCGGGAGAACCGACACCUACACAGUUCAGUAUUCCAGUCAUCGACCUCAAGGAUAUCUCCGGAGACCGCGCCGGAGUAGUGGCGGCGGUAAGACAUGCGGCGGAGACCGUGGGGUUUUUCCAGGUGGUGAAUCACGGGAUCCCCGUGAAGCUUCUGGAAGAGACGCUGACGGCGGCGCGUGAGUUUCAUGAGCUGGCACAGGAGGUGAAAGCAAAGUACUACACAAGGGAGAUGAUGAAGAAAGUGAAGUAUCUUAGCAACUUUGAUUUGUAUCAAUCAAAGUAUGCUAAUUGGAGAGACACACUGUUCUGUCUUAUGGGCCCUGAACCCCUUGAUCCUCAAGAACUGCCUCCCCCAUGCAGGGAAGUGACAAUGGAAUAUUCAAGGCAAGUGAUGAUUUUGGGGAAGGUGCUAUUUGAAUUGCUAUCAGAAGCACUUGGACUUAAAGCUGAGCAUCUUGAAAGCUUGGAUUGUGCAAAAGGGCACUCAAUUUUGUACCAUUAUUACCCACCAUGUCCUGAGCCAGAACUCACCAUGGGAACUACCAGACAUACUGAUCCGGAUUUCCUAACUCUUCUGCUUCAAGAUCACAUUGGUGGCCUCCAAGUUUUGACCCAAAAUGGCUGGAUUGAUGUGCCUCCUCUUCAUGGAGCUAUAGUAGUCAACAUUGGAGAUCUGCUUCAACUAAUGUCCAACGACAAAUUCAAGAGUGUGGAGCACCGUGUGCUUGCAAAUCAUGUAGGGCCAAGAGUAUCAGUGGCAUGCUUUUUCACUGUUCAUCGUCACCAAACAAGAAUGUAUGGACCCAUCAAGGAACUCUUGUCUGAGGAUAACCCUCCAGUGUAUAAGGAUACAUCACUCAAAGAUUUCAUGGCUUACUAUCAUAGCAAGGGCCUGCAUGACCAUGGCAAUUCUGCUCUUUCCCAUUUUAAGUUAAUGGGUUAGUUAAUAUUAUGGCAUGGAAUUCGACUUAGAUCGAUACUUUAUACUCAUAAAUAGCUCCUAACUUGGGACAUAAAUAAAAUGAUGUUAGUUAAACUUUGAUAUACAAAGGAGAAUUUGGGUUAAAUAUUGUAGUUGAAAGAUGAGUUGUCGUGACUAAAAUUAUGAAAAUUUUCUACUACUACUAGAAUAUAAGAAUAAUGACUAUUGUGUGUAA